AUGGCUGGUUUGAGCCAAGGCCAUCAACGUGCUCUCCUCCCUGCCACCGAAUUUCCCUCUGCCCCUAUACCCCGCGUCGUCCUCCCGCGCUACCCCAGAGUCGGCGUCACGACUGCCUGUGAAACCUGUCGAAAGCGAAAGAUCAGGUGCAGUGGGAAUCGACCAAGCUGUAAAGGCUGCAUCCGCGCUGGGUCAGACUGCAACUAUGCGCCCGUAAAUAAAGAUCACGAGUUGCGGCAACGCUAUGAGCAUCUGCACACUGAAAAGACGGAAUAUAAAAGGCUUGUCGACUUGCUACGGUUACGAGACCACAAAGAAGCGGAUGUCAUUCUUGAUAUGCUACGCCAAAACACGAGCGUACACGAGGUUCUUCAACAAGUUGAACACGGUGAUAUGCUGUGCGAACUGUCCCAUGUGUCUGAAGACAGGUAUACUACGUUAUUUCCUAUUUCUUGA
Molecule: messenger RNA, 456 nt
Organism: Fusarium proliferatum ET1
Lineage: Eukaryota; Fungi; Ascomycota; Sordariomycetes; Hypocreales; Nectriaceae
Exons: 2
Coding region: 1-456 (151 amino acids)
Biological process (GO): regulation of DNA-templated transcription
Molecular function (GO): DNA-binding transcription factor activity, RNA polymerase II-specific; zinc ion binding
Source: RefSeq, a predicted model, not a curated record